AUGGACCAAAAGCCACCAAAAAAUGAUAAAGAGGCUUGCACAGAAUUGUCAGCUGUGAAAAGAAAUUUGGUGAGCAGUUUUAGGGCUACUGGUAUCUCUCCUUUUGAUAGGAACAGGGUGUUAAAUAAAUUGCCACCUGAGUCGCCUUCUCCUGAAAUCGAAACUGGCGUUCGAGAUUCCUUAACAGAGUUUUUAAGAGAACAAAGAUUUAGGAAUGAAUCACAGCCACCAAGGAAGAGGACCAGACUACAAAUUGAACCUGGUAAAAGUAUAUCGACACUUAAUGAAACAUCUUGCCCCACAAAUCAAGAAGUUGAUGUAGUUGAGGUCCAACACACCUCAGAGCGAAAUGAUAAUCUCGUACAAACUGAAUCAAUAUCGAUGCAAAUUCCUCUUUCUGUUAUCAGCGAGCCAUCCACAAGCUAUAGAACUGGUUACGAGGACACCAAUGAUAAUCUUACCGAUUGUGAGUCUGAUAAUGAAAAUAUAGCACCGAAUUAUACUAGAAAUACCUCAACAGAUUUGGCACAAAAUCCCGCAAUAGGGCAGUUUAUUUUAGCAAAGUUUGGAUCACAAAAGGGAAAAAAGACAUAUCAUUAUGAAGUUCCUAAAGAUUUAUCAAUUAUUGAAAUUAGUGACAUUAUUACUUACCUGCCUAAACCGAAAUAUAUCAAUGAAUGCUACUCGUUCCCCAAUGAUGUGAUGAUCAAAGAAUUACGUAAGCGUACAUCUCGAGUUACGAGUGGGCAGCUUGAGAUACUAUUGUCCAAGCUGGAAGCUAGUCCACAUUUGUACACCAGAAAAUUUAGUGGCCUGCAGGGCAAGGAAAUUUUUGAAAAGGGCUGGAGGGAAGUUGCCGACGAGCUCAACCAGCUUCCCAACGGAUACGUCAAGACGCCUGAGCAAUGGAUAACAGUAUGGAGAGACUUCAAAAGCCGAGCCUGCACUAAAGCGGCAAAAUUAAGACGAGAAAGGAUGCGGACCGGCAACCAAGGCAUCACCACUGCUCCACUGACUGAGGUGGAAAAAAAAAUUGUGUCGCUGAUAGGUGUUGAAUACACAUUUGGCAGCGACUGCCCUGACUCUAUGCCAGAGGAAGAAACAUUGCAACAUGAGGUGGAGGCUGGGGUAGAAAUGGUAGAAGUCGUAUGGAGAGACUUCAAAAGCCGAGCCUGCACUAAAGCGGCAAAAUUAAGACGAGAAAGGAUGCGGACCGGCAACCAAGGCAUCACCACUGCUCCACUGACUGAGGUGGAAAAAAAAAUUGUGUCGCUGAUAGGUGUUGAAUACACAUUUGGCAGCGACUGCCCUGACUCUAUGCCAGAGGAAGAAACAUUGCAACAUGAGGUGGAGGCUGGGGUAGAAAUGGUAGAAGUCGUUUGUUUGUCUCAAGGUAAUGAAUACCAGUUGCUUGAGACUGAGAGAAACAAAGCAUCGCCAGAACCACAAAUUAUAGCAAGUGGCAGCAGAGCCACACCUGUUGCUUCACCAGCACCCAAUCAACAACAGGUGCAAGAAAUAACUCUGCAGUCAGCAGCACCACAAAUAACAGAGAGAGGCAGCAGAGCAGCAGCUGUCAUUACAACACCACCCACUGUACGACAGGAGAGGCCCAGAAGGAUAAGGAAUCUGAAUCCUCGCCGAUCUACUGCCGAGCAAGCGAACAUAGCUCGAGAGGAUUUCCUGGCAGUUGCAAAAUCUAAUGCAGAUUCAAUGGGGAGGCUGCCAACAUUCAGGCCGAGGCUGCCAGAAUGCAGGCGGAGGCAGCAAAACCUUAUUAUAUUGGCAAUGCCAUUCUCACCCAACCUUGAAUCCAUAACACGAUCCAAUGAUACAAAAAUAAGAUUUCGAGUGAACGCCAGCAUCGAGUAUCAUCUUCCUCGUCCAAAUUGUGAAUCUCUACUAGAUAUUAAAAAUGAACAAUAUCCUUUUUCCGUAUCACUUUGGAAGAUAAACUUAUCUGAUUCAUCCAUUCAAGGAAUCCUGAUGUGGUCCGAAUUAGUAUCAACCACAUGUACUUUCGGAUUUUGGGGGUCUAAAUCAACUAACACCUUAGGGACAACUGUUAUUCCUGUUCAACGACCUAUUAGCACUAUUGAUUUCUCGAAGUAUUUCUCAAGCCCGAUUGAUGAAAUAGUAGAAGACCCUGAGAUUCCAUGGAAUCAAAGGUAUCUUUGUUAUUACUGUCAGAAUGAUUAUCCUGGAAAAUAUGAAAGGACAUUAUACAAGCGAGUUAUUAUUUCAAUAUAUCCGGAUGGGAGCAUUCGUCAUCCCAUUGGAAACUGGGGUCAUGUAACAAGGAAUCUUUACACAGACGGAAAGAGAAAUGACACUCUGUGGGUGGAACCCAUUACUGGAAAUUUGUAUCAAGAUUCACAAUGGACUCAUUACUCUAUGGUCGCUUCUUGGUUGCCUAUGAUUAAUGGAACUGGAAUUGACCCUCUGACAGGAAGGGUUGUUAGUUGUGAUACGGCCAACACCCCAAUAUCCCUUAUUGAGCAAGCUGAAGAGUACUAUCCCAAAGCUCUAUAUACACGAGGCUCCCUGUCGGGGAUUUUAGAGGACAAUGUAUUCUAUAAUGCACCUGCCACCCCACAGGCAACAGAAGAGGGCGAGUUCUCCAACCUGACGAUGGUCUCCAAGUUCCUGAACAGCGAAGCAGAUAAAUGUGGAGCCUUCGCGACCUCAGAAGAGAAGAGCGGGUUCAGAAGAACUCAUCGACAAGCGACGCAUUCUACAAGGGAAAAGGACUUUAAAGAAAAAGAUAUAAGACGAAAAAGGGAGAAGGUCAACGUCCGCAAAAACGAUCCCACCUGGAAAAUAACACGAAAGAAAGGAACGAAGACUGUAGAGAAGCAACGCAGAUCUUCCAAAAUAACAGAAAGGAUAUAUAUACCACUGGACAACAAACUACUUGAGCAAGCUGAAACUCUUUUGCUGAACAGAAGCCAAGACAACAGUUUCAGAGAAGACAUCAAGCGCCUUCAGCAAGGGAAGCAAUUAGAGGGCAGCAGUAAAUUGAAAAGGCUCGACGUAGUACUAGAAGAGGGUCUUCUGCGGCUGAAAGGAAGAAUCGACGCGAUACGAGGCGUGACCAGGGACUACAAACGACCCAUCGUGCUCGACAGCAAGGACAAGACAACACAACUAAUCAUAGAAGAAUUUCACUGCCGCUUCAAUCAUGGAAAUCACGCAACGGUGAUGAAUGAAAUACGACAAUGUUUCUGGGUACUCGGUCUAAGUUCAAUUGGGACCUUAAGUAGGCACAUGAAAGAAGUCCAUCCGACGGUAAAUGUCGCACCGAAAAGGCUUGAGUCAAUAGACGAAAGCGAAGAAAAUUCCAACCAGAAUGUACAAGUGGCCACCACAAGUUCUACAAUAUCAGUGGUGACUACAACCACUUCUUCUGGGACCAGACCAACUGUAACAACAGCUAACAUUAUAUCAGCUACAAAGGGUAAGGUGGCCGGAACUACAGUAAAAGAUUACAUCGUAGUCAAAAAACCUCUUCCACUAAUUAGGACGCAACAGCUGGACGAGCAGCUAAUAAAAAUGAUAGCCAAAGGCUAUCAUGCUUUCAGACUUGUGGAAGAGAAGGAAUUCCGAAAAUUCGUGGACAUGCUUAAUCCUUCAUAUAAAUUGCCCACUCGUAAAACUCUUUCUGAAAGCCUUCUGCCCAAGUUAUAUAACAGGACGAUCUAA
Molecule: messenger RNA, 3702 nt
Organism: Parnassius apollo (apollo)
Lineage: Eukaryota; Metazoa; Arthropoda; Insecta; Lepidoptera; Papilionidae
Source: the annotation of a GenBank genome assembly